This is a messenger RNA of Eptesicus fuscus (big brown bat), 2164 nucleotides long. It is a transcript of the gene DIO2, whose product is annotated as iodothyronine deiodinase 2. Lineage: Eukaryota; Metazoa; Chordata; Mammalia; Chiroptera; Vespertilionidae. The record is from RefSeq and is a predicted model, not a curated record. The transcript is spliced from 3 exons. Gene Ontology annotation, molecular function: thyroxine 5'-deiodinase activity.
ACCACAGAUAGCAGAAGCAAAGCCAGAGGGAGUGAGGAGAGGAGAGGAGUCAGUCGCUCCAGGGGCAGGGAGAGAGUGAGACAGGCUGAGGGAAGGAGAACAGAAAGUGUGUGUAAAACGGAGUAAAGAAGGGGGGCUAAAAAAAACCCCUACCCUUAAAGCACAUUUUAAAAACUCUGGCAACUCAAGAAAGAAACAGGCUACGUAUCUGAACAUAGAGACAAUGAAAAACUACAGAAAAUUUUGCUGUCUCUGCCACAGUCUCAUAGGUGCUAGGAAAUGAAAGUGGAACUGCCUGUCUUUAACCGACUCUGAGAGGGUAACUGGAUUAGGGACCGUAAGAGGGUGAAGGGGAGUCACCGCACACACAGAACUGACUUGGAAGGCAAGGAAGAUGGGCAUCCUCAGCAUAGACUUGCUGAUCACAUUGCAGAUUCUGCCAGUUUUCUUCUCCAACUGCCUCUUCCUGGCGCUCUAUGACUCGGUCAUUCUCCUCAAGCACGUGGUGCUGCUCUUGAGCCGCUCCAAGUCCACUCGCGGGGAGUGGAGGCGCAUGCUGACCUCAGAGGGGAUGCGCUGCAUCUGGAAGAGCUUCCUCCUGGAUGCCUACAAACAGGUGAAAUUGGGUGAAGAUGCCCCCAAUUCCAGUGUGGUACAUGUCUCCAAUAAUGAAGGAGGCAAUGACAAGGAAAAUGGUGCCCAGGAGAAGAUAACUGAUGGAGCGGAGUGCCACCUUCUUGACUUUGCCAGCCCUGAGCGCCCACUGGUGGUCAACUUCGGCUCAGCCACUUGACCUCCUUUUACUAACCAGCUGCCAGCCUUCAGCAAACUGAUAGAGGAGUUCUCAUCAGUGGCUGACUUCCUGUUGGUCUACAUUGAUGAGGCUCAUCCUUCAGAUGGUUGGGCGGUGCCUGGGGAUUCUUCUUUGUCUUUUGAGGUGAAGAAGCACAGGAACCAGGAAGACCGAUGUGCAGCUGCCCACCAGCUUCUGGAGCGUUUCUCCUUGCCGCCCCAGUGCCGAGUUGUGGCUGACUGCAUGGACAAUAAUGCCAAUGUAGCCUAUGGGGUAGCCUUUGAACGUGUGUGUAUUGUGCAGAGACAGAAAAUUGCUUAUCUGGGAGGAAAGGGUCCCUUCUUCUACAACCUCCAAGAAGUCCGGCAUUGGCUGGAGAAGAAUUUCAACAAGAGAUGAAAUCUAGAUUAACUGGUUAAAGGUAUGAUUGUAAUGGAGCUUUUUUUUUUUUUUAAGUAUAUAUAUAUAUAUAUAGGAAACUAAGAACUGAAUCCACUAGUUCAGCUGAAUCUCAUUGCCUCCACUGAAUCUCAUUGCCUCACUGAAAGACAGGAAUUUAUAUGUCAAAAGAACAUAAACCUCUAACAUCUCAAUGCUUUUUUCGACACUCAAAAGAGCAUUUGGCUAAAUAGUAGCCCCAUUACUUCUCUUUCUGAAAAAAAAAAAAAAAAAAAAAAAACUUCAAAUUUUUUCUGACUGUAAAGAUCCCAAGAUGGAGAGGAAGAAGCCCUGUUUGCGACAGCUUAUGCAUGCUUUGGGACCUGAAGAAAAGACUCACCUGAAUAACUACCAUGUUAGGGAAGAAGUUACUGUUCUUGUUAGCAUAAGGGGUAUUGCCUAGGCUUUAUUCAGCAUGGAUAGAGCUCAACUAGAAAAUUAUUAAAUAUUUAUUUAUAAUGGUGCCUUGAACCAAGGCCAGGUGGUUAGGACCUUGGUGUUGAAAUGUUAGUUUCUGAUGUUCUAGUUUCUAGCCAUGUAAUGCUCUAUACCAGUCUAAACAUCCCAGAGAUAUCAAGAAUGUUUCCUACCUGGAGAUUUAGAAUGAUCAUCUAAAACCUGAGAGUUACUUUCAAGGCAGGUGAGGAAAACCAAGUUGACUAGCUAGGAAAAGGAGGCAGAAGGAUUAGGAAGCAUCAUAGAGUUUCACCUUGAGACUAAUUUUUUAUCCACAGAAACAUGAAAACAUACACAAGAUCAGAAAAAGAAGUAGCUCAAUUAAAAAUAACAUAGAGAAUAUACACUACACAGGGAAUCAAUGUAUUUAUCAUAGUGUACUCCUAGAUUGAGGAAGAAAGGGGAAUUGAAAGGGAAAACACACUCUAAUAUUUGUAUUUCUGAGGUCUUUUUUUAAAAUAAUUACUUUUUGAAACA